GACAGCCAAUUCUCAAAGUUUAAGUGUCGUGUUUGAGGGGUUUACUAAAAUGAAUAUUCUGAGCGUUAUCACCACCAUGCGGUUUGUUUUGGGCGUUACACCAUUUCCCCUAAUGAACUGGAUUUUUCCAGUAAAUUGUCGUAUUUAUAUAAUGAUCUCAAGACUGCUCAGUGCCAUGGUAAAAACCCGGCUGACCCCCCCCCCUUAAGGCACUGAAUGGGUUAGUUAAACCAUGCGCUCCUGCGCAACACACGCUGCAGCCUAAAUUUAAGAUCCUCAGCAGAAAGCCGAAGGAAGUCCCAGUGACUGUUGCAUUACCGCUGAAACAUGCAUCACAUCUCUUUACGUGGGUUGACUGACCGUCAACAUUUUUUUGGUAAUGUUAAACGGUGGUUAAACUGUCACAUGGACAACCACUGUUAUGUCAUGGGCAAUUGUGUUUUACAGCCAAGGAGAAUUGCGCUUCUCAUUGGAUCCAUUAUCACGGAAGGCGCCUGCAAUAAAAGAGGCAGACCAACAUGUCAAGUUCCCCUGAAACCUUGCACUUUUGCUUCCCCACCCACGGUGACUCCAUCCUCAGCAAAAUGAAUGCUCUGAGAGAGCAUCACCGCUUCUGUGAUGUGACACUCCUCCUUGGGGGUCUACAAGGCACCACUGUGCAGCCUCUCCAUUUCCACAGUCACCAAGUGGUGCUGGCGGCGUCCUCAGACUUCCUAUGUGACCAGUUCCUGCUCCACGUUGGCUGGGCAGAGAUGAGUGUGGGUGUAGUUUCCAGUGUGGAGGUUGGCAAGAGACUGCUCCUGUCCUGCUACACCGGGCUCCUAGAGGUCCCUCUAAGAGAACUGGUAAGCUAACUCACUGCAGCCAGUGCGCUCUGGAUGAGCUAGGUGGUGGAGAAGUGCGCCCAGGCCGUCUCCCAGUACCUCAGUCCCACCCUGGCUUUCUUGAAACUAGAGAAAUGUUCAGACAAGAAGGAAAUCCAGCAGCCGGACAGCGGCUGGCCAGGUACCAAUUUCAAGUAUCAGGAGGAAAUUGAUAUAGUCCAGCCCAGCAACAGCAUCCAGGAAGCAAAUACAGAGGAAGGGAGAGCGGCUGUGCUUCAGUCCAAGUUAAAGGUUAGCCAAGGAACCGAAGUGGAUAGUCAAGAACUGAGGGAGGUCAGAGAGGAUAAGAAGGUGGUUAAAGCUAAAAUUGAGUUAUCGGAAGACAGCAUGUUCACUCAGCUCCCUGGCGUCAGAGGAAGGUGGAGACAUCCAGGCUGCUCACAAAACAACCCAAUCCAUCACAUUAUAGGUGCCCUAAAAGGUAAGCUAUGCCCUGCCACUGCUUUCAGAGAUCACAUAUCCUCCCCAACCAUAAGUAGUCCUGCUCCUCAUGUAGAACUGGGGGACAGCUCCCAGGAUCAAGAUGAAGAAGAGGUGGAAGAGACAAAACAAGAGGAAGAAAUGUUCUCGCUGGCAGAUCUAUUGCAAGAAGGUAGAGAACUGAUGGAUUCCAAUCUCUUCUGCCUCUCUAGAGCACAUCUGUCAAAGAGUCAUUUUACUACAGACAAGUUGACAGAAGAUACAGACAGCGUAUUGGUCCAGAGGCCGUACCUGUGCCGGAGGUGUGACAGAGUUUUCCAGCACCUGGAGAGCUACAUGGGCCACCUGAAGGAACACAGGCAGUACUUGUGUUUGGUCUGUGAGAAAAGCUUCUCUCAGAAGAGUAACCUGACCUUGCACAUCCGUGUCAACGUUGGUGUCAAGAAUUUCCGAUGCCCACUGUGCCACAAGACGUUUUUGCAGAAGGCCAUGCUGCAAGACCACCUCAAUGUGCACAUGGGUGAUAAGCCCCAUAAGUGUAACUACUGUGCUGUGCACUUUUCACACAAGCCAGGCCUCAGGCGCCACCUGAAGGUCAUUCAUGGUAAGAGUAGCUUGCAAAACGUGCUUGAGGAGGCUGUGGACAGAAGAGGAAGUAACAGUUCUAGCAUCAGUCUUAAAUACUGGAUCUUAAUGGCUGUAUGUUUCUAUACUAUAUGUGUCACACAUGGACGUUUUUUGUUAACAUUAAAGCAAAACCUCAAAGCAAAGAUGAGCUCACUUACAGCUACAGCAUUGUCUCCCAUCAUACAGACUGAGAAUCACUGACUAAAUGCAUUUGCACUGUAACAUCUGGCUAAUGAUAAGUAGUAAUGGCCCUUCUUUGCCUUCAGCAGUGUUUUCCUGAUCUCAGUGGGUACAAUACACCAAAUAAAGAACUGCACCAUGUAAUGUACAAGUUUCAUCAUGAUAUAUCAUUAGCCACAUACUGUAUAAUAGUGAAUGCAAACACAUAGAGGGCAUUGUUUUCAACACCUCUGAGAGAGGUGUUAAAAUAAAAUGGUUCUGUAUUUUAUGGUGUGUACAGACAACAAAAUGUAUUUUUCUGCUUUACUAGGAAGGUAAGCUACUGUACAUGUAUCUAUCUAGAAUAUA
Thunnus maccoyii (southern bluefin tuna) is the source of this 2459-nucleotide messenger RNA. RefSeq names its product zinc finger and BTB domain-containing protein 6-like. Lineage: Eukaryota; Metazoa; Chordata; Actinopteri; Scombriformes; Scombridae. The record is from RefSeq and is a predicted model, not a curated record. Gene Ontology annotation, biological process: regulation of immune system process; negative regulation of transcription by RNA polymerase II; regulation of cytokine production. Gene Ontology annotation, molecular function: protein binding.